Saccoglossus kowalevskii is the source of this 1509-nucleotide messenger RNA. RefSeq lists its product as uncharacterized. The record is from RefSeq and is a predicted model, not a curated record. Lineage: Eukaryota; Metazoa; Hemichordata; Enteropneusta; Harrimaniidae.
AAACAGCACAUCAACAACCUGAGAAAACAUCCAAAGAAGAUGAGCUGCAACGUUUGGAAGAACGAUUAAAACUAGCAGGAGAUGUUGGUAUAACGGACCAUGAGGUCACUUUCUAUGACCUUGCAGGUCAACGUGUAUAUAACAUGACUCACCAGAUAUUUAUGCCAAGUAAUGGGGUCUACAUUUAUGUGACUGAUUUAUCAAAAGAUCUUGAUGCUGUAUGUGUUGAUGAAGAUGGAAAACUGACAAUGGAGGGCAAGACAUCAAAAGAAAGUAUUCUCAGUUGGAGUAAUUCAAUUCUAGCCUGUGUAUCCACAAAGACAGACUUACAACAUAAAUUCAACCCAAGUAUUGUUAUUGCAGGAACAAAGAUAGACAAGAUCACAAAGAAUAGAGAUGAAGUUAUCGCAAAACGUAAAAAGGCUAUUUAUCAAUGUUUGAUGGAAGAGACCAAGGUGGCAGCUACAUAUCUCCCCGUUAAAGGUACAAAGGUGUUUGCUAUCAGCAACAAUCCCGUGGAGGAAGUACAGCAAAUCAAUGAGAUUGAAGAGCUUAAAGAUAUGCUACUGAAACUCGCGCAAAGCAAGACAUAUAAAGUACCAGAUAAAUGGGUGACGUUGGAGCUUACCAUAAAGCGUGAUACACUAAAGAAGGAUCAUCUGAAAAUGAAUCUGAACGAGGUCUAUCGUGUUGACGACAAGGAUUUACAUAAUGUUGUUAUUACCCAUCCACAGCGGUUGGUCGACCUGUUCAGACUAGUAAUCACACAUAUGUUCAAACACGGUGAAGCAGAUGGAAAUACAGACCUAUAUUACAUGUGGGCAAAUUUGUCUAAUGAAGGGGUACUUGAAGUAAAGUUGGUGGAAGAAAUUCUUAAGAAGGAAGACCAUAUUGACAACAAGGAGAUUCUCUUAGAAACAUUCAAAAUGUUUGACAUCAUAAUUCCAAAGCCUGGUACCAAUACUGAAUACUACAUGGUGUGUCUCCUGAAGAAAGCCGGGGAAGCAAAGGUACUAUCUCCUAAAGGCAGUCAAUCCAGUUCCUCCCUCUACUAUCACUUCAAGCGAGGAUUUUUACCAGAUGGUUUCUUUCACCAGUUAGUCAUAAGAUGUCUAAAGAAAUGGCCAAAUGCUAAGCUGUACCAAGAUGAUGCAAGGUUUGGUUUGGGAGACAAUCAUUAUCUCAUCAUGUCCAAGAAGGCCUCUGACAUCCAACUGUCAGUGCUGACAACCAAUCCAAGGGCUGUAGAUCCAUCACAUGGUCCUGAAGUAAGACAGCUUGUAGAAGAGCACGCAGAUGUACUUGUGAAGAGAUACAACCCUGGCUUAUCAUAUGCAGUGUGCUUGAGAUGUGACUGCGGUGAUCAUAACUCCAGUCAAAUUGCACCUGAACAGAAUGUCCUUGACGGUGUGGAUGAUGGAUGUGUAGAAGUCAAGCAUGGUAAGCUUUUGUUCUGCCAAAGAGGAACUGAAAUGAGUGAUUGUGGUCGCUCGUUCUGGUUUCCUGAAU